Dentiscutata erythropus is the source of this 150-nucleotide messenger RNA. Lineage: Eukaryota; Fungi; Glomeromycota; Glomeromycetes; Diversisporales; Gigasporaceae. The record is from the annotation of a GenBank genome assembly.
AUGGAUAGCGAAGAAGCACAGCUUGCUAGGGAGCGUGAUCAAAAAUGCCAAAGAGAGGGUACAGAAUCAGCUGAACAAUGCGAAGCACGUCUCGCACGUGAUCGCGAGCAAAAGCAACGAAAAGUAGGGACGCAAAAAAGUUGUGACUAG